GUGGUGCCAGGCUGCAGCGGGCCGGGCAAGAUGGCUGCCGUAGAGGCCGAGACAGGGUUGCUGACCCUGGAGUCGCUGCCCACCGACCCUCUGCUUCUCAUCUUAUCCUUCGUGGACUACAGGGACCUAAUCAAUUGUUGCUAUGUUAGUCGAAGACUUAGCCAGCUAUCAACUCAUGAUCCACUGUGGAGAAGACAUUGCAAAAAAUACUGGCUGAUAACUGAGGAAGAGAAAGCCCGGAAGAAUCAGUGCUGGAAAUCGCUCUUCAUAGCUACUUACUCAGAUGUAGGAAGAUACAUCAACCAUUAUGCUGCUAUUAAAAAGGCCUGGGAUGACCUCAAGAAGUACUUGGAGCCUAGGUGUCCUCGGAUGGUUUUAUCUCUGAAAGAGGGUGCGCGUGAGGAAGACCUGGAUGCAGUAGAAGCUCAGAUCGGUUGCAAGCUCCCCGAUGACUAUCGCUGCUCAUACCGGAUCCACAAUGGGCAGAAGUUAGUGGUUCCAGGGUUGCUGGGAAGCAUGGCACUGUCAAAUCACUACCGCUCUGAAGAUUUAUUAGACGUUGACACUGCUGCCGGAGGAUUCCAGCAGAGACAGGGACUGAAAUACUGUCUCCCUUUAACCUUUUGCAUACAUACUGGCUUGAGUCAGUACAUAGCCGUGGAAGCCGCAGAGGGCCGAAAUAAAAACGAAGUGUUCUACCAGUGCCCAGAUCAAAUGGCUCGGAAUCCUGCUGCUAUUGACAUGUUUAUCAUAGGUGCUACUUUUACUGACUGGUUUACAUCCUAUGUCAACAAUGUUGUAUCAGGUGGCUUCCCUAUCAUCAGAGACCAGAUUUUCAGAUAUAUUCAUGACCCAGAGUGUGUAGCAACAACUGGAGAUAUUACAGUCUCAGUGUCCACAUCGUUUCUGCCAGAACUCAGCUCUGUGCACCCACCACACUAUUUCUUCACAUACCGAAUCAGGAUUGAAAUGUCAAGGGACGCUCUUCCUGAGAAGGCCUGUCAGUUGGACAGUCGCUACUGGAGGAUAACAAAUGCUAAAGGGGAUGUGGAGGAAGUCCAGGGACCUGGAGUAGUUGGUGAAUUUCCCAUUAUUAGCCCAGGUCGGAUAUACGAAUACACCAGCUGCACCACAUUUUCUACAACAUCAGGCUAUAUGGAAGGGUAUUAUACCUUCCAUUUUCUGUACUUUAAGGACAAGGUCUUUAAUGUUGCCAUCCCACGAUUCCAUAUGGCAUGCCCAACAUUCAGGGUGUCUAUAGCCCGAUUGCCACAACAUUUCUAUUGAUCAUUGAAAAGGAACAACACUUCGUUUUGAUGGAUUUUCUGUAGUUUCUCUUUUCUAUUUCACGCUUGGUGCACUUGUUUUUAUUUCUCUUCUGCUUACCUUGGGUUUCAUUCGCUUUUCCUGUAGCUUUUAAAGGUAGAAGUUUAAUUAUCGAUUGUAGACCUUUCCUGUUUCUAAGCCCUGUUUUAGCUGUUAUUGUACAAAUUCUGAUGUUAUAUUUUGGUUAAUAUUUAGUUCAAAAUACGCUCAGAUUUUCCUUGUAACUGAUUUAAGACUGCAUAGAAAUAUGUUAAUUUUCAAGUGUUUGGAAGAUUUUAGUUAUCUUUUGCUUAUUGAUUUCUAAUAUUGUGGUUAGAGAACUUAUUUUGUAUUGCUAAUAUUUUUUAAUGUUUUAUGACCCCAAAUUAUGUGAAGAAUUUCUAUAUCUUGGUCAAUGAUCUUUGUGUCUUUGAAAAGAAUGUAUACUCUACCAUGUGAGAAUUUAUUCUAUAAUGACAGGCCACACUGGCUGGCUGUUUGCCAGUGUGUGUCAAGUCAUCUGUAUUUUUAUUGCUCUUUCUUUAAACUUUUGUUAUUUCAACCAUUGAAGAGACUAUUGUUGAAAUCUUUAAUGGCUUUGCCCACUGCUUACUUAUUCUUGUCACAUUUGCCUCAUGCAUUUUGAAGUUAUGUACUUGUGUGCCAGUGCUUAGAUUGUUGUCUGUUUACGGCAGUGGUUCUUUGACUCUUAUUCGUCUCUAAUAACAUUCCUUGUCCUAGCUUAAGAGCAUUGAGGCAUGUGUGGGCAGGCAGUCGAAUUGGGUCAGUUGAUCCUUUUGUUGCUUGUCUUUAAUAUUUGUUUCAGUGGAUGUAAAGUAUGGGUUUAAAGACAGUGGUUCUCAAGCCUUUGGGCCUCACCACCUCCUUAGAUGUAUAAACACCAUUGAUGCCUAAGAACCUGUUUACACAGUCAUUGUCAGUAUUUACCAUAUUGGAAAUGAAAACAGGACAGUUAUAAUAGUAUCAGUUCCUUUUAAAAUUAAAAUAAAUAAACCCUUUACAUGUUCAACCCUCUCAACUGUAUUUAUUUAUUUAAAGCUUUUGUUUCUGCUCAACUAUAAGAAAAAGUAUUUGACUUGUUUUACAGAAAGUGUUUUUUCAAAGAUGGAGAGUCAUUAGAAAAAAUGAGAAUUGUGACUUAAUCAACAUAAAAAAGACAGUAGGGCUGUAUUUAUUGACCUUUCUUAUUUCUGUUAUCUUCCUUGAUAUGGAAGUUGAAUUUUGUUUUGCAUUUUUGUCCCCCACCAGUCUGAUUAAUUGCUAGGCUUCAUAAUUUUUUUUUAUACUUGGCACUGUAAAUGGCUUCUCUGCUUAGUUUAAUGAUGUCCCUGUGUAGUUACUUACUGUGCUUGACUGAGGCACUAGGAACAUUCUGGAUGCUUCUUUAUGUCCCUCCUCCUCUCUUGUCUGCUAUUCCUAUAGUACACUAUCAUCUGAAUAUUUCUCUUUCUAAUCACAGUUGAUUCCUUUAACAGUUCUUGUUUUCUUAAUAUAAUAAUCAUACUACCUGAUAAUCAUGUUUUAGGAUUUCCAAAGGCUUCCCCAUCCCUCCUUUUGUACCUCCUGCAAAAUUUUGAAGUCUUCAGUCCUUAGAUUUAAAAAAAAAUCUGAAGUUAAAAAUAAUGAAAUAACAUAAGUCACAUUUGUGUAUAUUUUCUGAUUGUUAUUGUGUGUUAUAAUAAAUCCUAAAUGACACAAUUCUUUUCUCCUACAUUUUCAUUUGCUCUCUCAACAAGUGAGUACUGUAGCAAACAAUAUAAUCAAAAGCCUUGGAUUUCAUACUCUCUUUGGAAGGAAAGAACUAAUAUGUGCUCUUGGGUCAAGUAUCAAAUGUGGUAGAAAAAAAUAGGUGCUAAAGGGAGUAUCCUGUCGGGCUCUGUUCUAAAGAUGUGUCAGGAAAGGUCUUGGUAAUAUCUAAGUAGAAAUAUGGAAGGAAGGAAGGAAGGAAGGAAGGAAGGAAGGAAGGAAGGAAGGAAGGAAGGAAGGAAGGAAGGAAGCCAUGUGGAUUUGUGGAAUAAUAUUCAGCCAAGAAGUACUUGGUAUGAGGGUUCUUAGGGAACUGUGAGCUUAGUGUGAUCGCAGGAGGCUCGAGUACAGAGAACAAGGGAGAGCAGUUAUAAAUGAGGUCUGAAUAGCCACUCUCAGUACAUGAGAGCCUGUUAUAAAAAAGAGGGGCCAGAGUAGUGCUAAUGAUAUUAAUGCAGUAAAAGCCAUGGUGGGGGGGACUUUUGUUGACACCAUGCACUAAAUUUCUCAGUACUGAGAUGGCCAGCUGAGCCCUGACUCUUCAUUGAGUCUUCAGAUGUGUGUUAGAGAAGAUUAGCAGCCAAAUUAUAGCCACAACUCGAUUGGGGAUGCCUGCUUAAGCAGAAUGGCAUUCCAAGAGAUGGUCUGACACUGCAUGCUCCUCGCCUCUCCUGUCCUAGAGCCUUCACAGCUCCCUUUUCCUACAGUCUUGAGUGGUCUUAGGAAUGCAUCUCUCUAGGGACUCGGCAAAGUGACACUCGGCUGAGGCUGAGUUAGAAAAGGCAGUCUGCCUUUAGGCCUGGAACAUGUGCCUUUGGUGUUCUGGGACCUAGUGUGAGAAGUCCAGUUCCCAUGAAGCAGCCAUAGAAAGCCUGUAGAGAUUUAACCACAAGGUGGAAGGAAGUGCCCACUCCAGGCUCCAGAUAUUUGGAUCAUCCCAGUCCAGGUACCAGACAUGUGAGUGAAGAAGCCCUUGAGGUGAAGCUUGGUUCCAGUCAUCAUUCAGCUGUAUCACCAUGAGAGACUUGAAGCCAGAAGUAUUCCACUGAGUGCUUCCCAGAUAUCCAACCACGGGAGCCAAGAGCAGACAAUUGACUGUUGUUGUUACGAGCAACUGGAAAAAUAAAAUAUUUCUUUUUCAAAA
This is a messenger RNA of Rattus rattus (black rat), 4216 nucleotides long. RefSeq names its product F-box protein 3 (gene Fbxo3). The record is from RefSeq and is a predicted model, not a curated record. The transcript has 11 exons. The coding region runs from base 31 to 1287 and encodes 418 amino acids. NCBI's taxonomy places the organism in Eukaryota, Metazoa, Chordata, Mammalia, Rodentia, Muridae. Gene Ontology annotation, molecular function: protein binding.